UACGUUCUUUGACGCAGCGUGUGUUCAGUUGGUCGUUUCCUUGGGAUAAGUUUGGCGAGGCCUGACAGUUGCAAAGAUGGUGCUGAAAGCCGUGUGUGUGCUGAAAGGAGAUGGAGAAACCAGUGGGACGGUUUAUUUUGCGCAAGAGAAUGAGUUGGACCCAGUGAAGGUUAGUGGAGCAAUCAGCGGCCUCACGCCUGGUCUUCAUGGUUUCCAUGUCCAUGCUUUUGGAGACAAUACAAAUGGGUGCAUCAGUGCAGGGCCUCACUACAAUCCCUUCGCCAAGAACCACGGUGGUCCUACUGAUGAACAAAGGCAUGUCGGAGACUUGGGGAAUGUGACUGCAGGAGACAAUAAUGUAGCCGAGAUCAACAUCACAGACCGUUUUCUCAAGCUCUCAGGGCCCAACUCCAUUAUUGGCAGAACUAUGGUGAUCCAUGAGAAGGCUGAUGAUCUUGGAAAAGGAGGAAAUGAAGAGAGCCUCAAGACAGGAAAUGCUGGUGGACGCCUGGCCUGUGGUGUUAUUGGCAUCGCCCAGUAAAUCUAGUACAAUCUGACACAAGAUGGAUCACUGAAGUUUUUCCCUCCCAAGGCACUUAAUAAGACCAACAUAGCUACUUAAUGUAACAUUGUACCGUUCAGUACUCGGUGGGCUUGUUUUGCUAGUUUAGCCAUUGUCUGCCCUGUCCGUUCCUAAUGAAAGUUGUUUAAAUGGGGCUAGUCUGCCAAAAUGGUAACGCACAAGUCAUUUAUAAAUGUAUACUAUUGGAGAGUAAAUGAAUAUUUCUUCAGA
Messenger RNA from Girardinichthys multiradiatus, 793 nucleotides. RefSeq names its product superoxide dismutase 1, soluble (gene sod1). The transcript has 5 exons. Gene Ontology annotation, molecular function: superoxide dismutase activity; copper ion binding. Gene Ontology annotation, cellular component: cytosol; nucleus; peroxisome. Lineage: Eukaryota; Metazoa; Chordata; Actinopteri; Cyprinodontiformes; Goodeidae. The record is from RefSeq and is a predicted model, not a curated record. Gene Ontology annotation, biological process: removal of superoxide radicals. The coding region runs from base 77 to 541 and encodes 154 amino acids.